Molecule: messenger RNA, 2412 nt
Organism: Eruca vesicaria subsp. sativa (arugula)
Lineage: Eukaryota; Viridiplantae; Streptophyta; Magnoliopsida; Brassicales; Brassicaceae
Source: the annotation of a GenBank genome assembly
GUUUCGUUCCGAAUCAAGUAACUCUGCAUCAUCACGACCUCUCAGCCUUCCAUAUCCAUCUCUCUCUCUCUCUAUCUCUCUCGCGGCUUUCCUUUUCUCUUCGAUAAUUACAAGUUUAAGUUCACCGGAGAAGAUGAAACCGAGAUCGAUCCGUCAGCGAAGAUCCGGAAAGAGGAGGCGGAGCAGACCGGCAUCUCCUCAACUAAAAUGUAAACCGGAGGAUCAAAACAGAGAAGAUGUUGAUUGGAGCAAUCACAAUCAGGUUGAUGAACCAAGGACAAGUGUGAAACCUGAUACCGGAAGGAAACUCGCGGCGGGAGCGUGGCGGUUGCAGGUCCCCGAUGCUUCUGUUUCUAGCGGCCGAGAUAAGAAGAGCAGGGAGGAUGGGUUAGGGUUUCAGGGAAGUGCUGCUGGACAUUUGGGUCCUCUCUUUUUCUACCACCAUGAUCAUAAUAAACAUUCUGGCUUUCAAACCAACAACUUAAGAAGCAAGCUUAGUCCUCCUCCUGCUGCUGCUGCUGCUACAAAGAGUGGGUUCUUGUGUAAGGAGCCUUUGAUUUCAUUUCCUGACUCCGCCAUGGAGGCGGCAACUAAAUGGGAUCAUCCUAUACGCUUAGAUGCAAGGGAUGACGUCCACCAAAUCUACAGCAACGUGAAGCUGAUUGGUCAACAAGUCAAUGAUGCUACUUCUAUUGAGCUUAAACUGGAGGAAGCUCGUGCUCGCAUAGAAGAUCUCGAGUCUGAGAAACGAUCUCAGAAAAAGAAGCUUGAGCUGUUCUUAAGGAAAGUCAGCGAGGAGAGAGCGUCUUGGCGGAGCAAGGAGCAUGAGAAGGUCCGAGCAAUCAUUGAUGACAUGAAAGAUGACAUCAACCGAGAAAAGAAAGCUCGUCUAAAACUAGAAUCUGUUAAUCUAAAACUAGUCAACGAGCUUGCAGAUUCAAAGCUGGCUGUGAAGCGACACAUGCAUGAUUACCAAAAGGAAAAGAAGGCAAGAGAGUUAAUCGAAGAAGUCUGUGAUGAACUCGCCAAGGAGAUAGAAGAAGAUAAAGCUGAGAUUGAUGCGUUGAAGAGUGAAUCAAUGAAUCUGCAAGAGGAAGUAGACGACGAGAGAAGAAUGCUGCAGAUGGCUGAGGUUUGGCGUGAGGAACGUGUCCAAAUGAAGCUUAUUGAUGCCAAGGUAGCACUCGAGGAGAAGUAUUCACAAAUGAACAAGCUUGUAGGAGACAUGGAGGCCUUCCUCAAAUCAAGAAAUGCUACUACAUGUGUGAAAGAGGUGAGAGAGGCUGAAGUGUUAAGAGAAACUGUUGCAUCAGUCAGUAAUGUCCAAGAAGUCAAGGAGUUUGCAUAUGAACCUGCAAAACCGGAUGAUAUAUUCAUGUUAUUUGAAGAAAUGAACUUGGGUGAAGCCACCCAAGAUGGAGAAACCGAGCAAUGCGUUGAUUACAGUCCGGUCAGCCACGGUUCAGAAGUUCACAGGGUGAGCUCAGAUGUCAAUGAUAGUCACUCGAAUGCAUAUGGUGAGUUUGAAGAAGAUGACAGUGGUUGGGAAACUGUGAGCCAUCAGGAAGAGCACAGAUCCAGUUUCUCGCCAGAUGAGUUCACUAGCAACAAUCAUCAACGUGACAGCAAUGUAUCUGCGAAUGGCACAGAGUUCCAGAAGACUCCAUUGAGAGAAAUAAGAGAAAUUAUCUCGGUUCCUAGAAGGCAGUCCAAGAAGGUGUCGUCAAUGGCGAAGCUUUGGAGUUCAUUAGAAGGUAUCAACGGAAGGGUUUCAAACGCGAGAAAGUCAAAUGCGGGGAUGGUUUCACCAGGGAAAGGCGGAUUCAGGACGCUGGACUUGGUGGGCUCAUCACCGGACUCGGCAUAUGCUAAUGUAAACCGAGGAGGGAUGAAAGGGUGCAUAGAGUGGCCUAGAGGUACACAUAAGAACAGCGUGAAGACAAAGCUUAUGGAAGCACAAGUCGAGAGGCAAAAGGUUCAGCUGAAACAUGUCCUUGAGCAUAAGAUCUAGGCCACUACAUACUCUUUUAGUUCAAACUAGUCUUUGUAGCUGAGCCCAAGUCACCUGCUAUUGCUGCCAUUGUCUCGUGGUCUAGCCGGUCAAGCCAAUCACGGUGGUAUAUUUAUUGUUGGUAGCUAAAAGCAAAAUGAUAUUUUUGUUUGAUUACUGCCAUAGGCUGGCUGAGCUAGCUUCAGCGACUAACUCAACUACUUGUUCGUUGCUAGGGAGCAAAGACCUAAUGGUAUUUUUCUUUGACCAAUUUUGUGGCUAUCUAGCUCAAAUUGAGAUGUUAGGUCAAUAAUAUCUUAUAUUUUACUACUACUACUACUACUACAUUGUGUAUAUCUAUCUACCUGUAAGCUGCAUGAUGCACGUUUCUAUCUUUAGCUUUAACAUUCACAAUAAUGAAG